GUGGUAACUCUCCCCAUAUCAAUCAGGUCAUUAUCAUUUGGUAAAGAUUAUAAUUGUGAUUGGAUUGCCAAUUCAUUGCCGGAUACAAUAACAUCAUUAUCAUUUGGAAAGGACUUCAAUCAAACGAUUAGUCCUGGAAUGUUACCAACAUGUCUGACAUCACUGACAUUUGGGGACAACUUCUAUCAGCCUAUCAUGCCGGGUGCACUUCCUCAAUCACUGAUCACUUUGGUCAUGGGAUCUAACUUUGAUCAUAACAUCACUGGUGAUGGAAUAUUCCCCUACUCACUCAGAUCACUCACUUUUGGUACAAUGUUCAACCGACCCUUCACACCAGGUUUGCUUCCACCACUGCUGGAAACACUCCAACUUGGUAGAAACUACACUCUUCCACUCCAUCCACAUUGUUUCCCAGACUCUCUGACAGACCUCACAUUUCCAAGCACAGCAUAUCGCGAGAACAUUCCACAAAGUGUACUUCCAACAUCACUUACAAGAUUGGAAAUUAAUUCAUUCAAAAUAAGAUUGAUCACAUUUCCAGACCCUCAAUAUUCCAAACUCAGUACAUUGGUAUUAAAUAGAAGAACAAAAUUACAAUCAACUAUACCAUCAUCAGUUGGUACAUUGAUCAUCAAUGAUUGUUUGGCGGAAGAUGGUGUAAGACAAUGGAAGGAAUCAACAUAUUCUUUAGUACAUCAUAUUGGAUCAUUAUAUGGUACAAUUUAUUAUGAUCCAAAGCAAUAUGGAAGUACAGUUCAAUCUACUUUACAAAGGAUAUUACUUCAAGACUAUCCAAAUAUUGGUAUAUAUUAUUUAUCUGUAACAACAUAUUCAAAGGAUAAUCUACCAUCACAUCAAUAUCAAUUACAAAUUCGUAAAAUAGAUAAUAACAAUGCCAUAUGUCUAAUAUCACAAGAUACAUCAACUGACCAACUAAUAAGCAUCCUACCAUUACAUCAACAUCCAAUCAUUCCAUCAAACAAUCAAUCAAAUUUC
This is a messenger RNA of Acytostelium subglobosum LB1, 996 nucleotides long. RefSeq lists its product as hypothetical. The annotation marks the transcript as partial. Lineage: Eukaryota; Evosea; Eumycetozoa; Acytosteliales; Acytosteliaceae. The record is from RefSeq and is a predicted model, not a curated record. The transcript has a single exon.